UUGAACUAGUGUUGUGAUUUUUCCAGUCGACUUUUCGCACGUGUUCGUGACGUUCCUGUUUAAAUCACGAAGCAGAAAGAAGAAGAGGAGCAUGCGUCAUGUCGUGUUAGUCCUAUAACGGAAUAUUUGGAUCACAGAUAAGUGCAUUUGAAAACCUCGUUUAAGAAUAACGGUGAAUAUUUUUCAACAUGGGACGUACGGUGACCGUUGCCGUGUGCACAUUAAACCAAUGGGCGAUGGAUUUCGAUGGGAAUACCAGGAGAAUUUUGCAGAGUAUACAAGAGGCGAAGGAUGCUGGUGCCACUUACAGAAGCGGUCCCGAGCUGGAAAUCUGUGGUUACAGCUGCGAGGACCAUUUCUACGAAUCAGACACAUUACUUCAUAGCUGGGAAGUUGUAGCGACCCUUCUAAAAUCCAGUGUUUGCGAGGAUGUAUUGAUAGAUGUGGGUAUGCCGGUGAUGCACAAGAACGUGACAUAUAACUGCAGAGUAGCCUUUCUGAAUCGGCGGAUUUUACUGAUCAGGCCGAAAAUGCGACUCUGUGAGGACGGCAACUACAGGGAAACCAGAUGGUUCUCUCCUUGGACCAAAGAACGUACGGUCGAGGAUUAUUUUCUGCCGCGAAUGAUAUCGCAAAUCACCGGUCAGACCGUAGUGCCAUUCGGUGAUGCGGUCAUCGCGACGAGGGAUACCUGCGUAGGUUUCGAAAUAUGUGAGGAACUUUGGCAUCCAGCCAGUAAUCAUAUUCCGAUGUCAUUAGACGGCGUGGAAAUUAUCACGAAUGGAAGCGGUUCAUACUUUGAGCUACGUAAAGCCUACAUCACUGUGGAUCUCGUUAAGUCAGCUACUUUCAAAGCUGGCGGUUGCUACAUGUUCAGUAAUUUGCGCGGAUGUGACGGUGGCAGACUAUACUUUAACGGUGGCUCCAGCAUCACACUCAAUGGCGUCAUAUUAAAUCGUGGACGGCAAUUCGCUCUUGAAGACGUGGAAGUGACUGUCGCCACAUUCGAUCUCGAGGAUAUAAGGAAUUAUCGAAAUAGCAUCAGAUCGCGAUCGCAUGCGGCCGCUGCGUCGCCUAGUUAUCCACGUGUGAAAAUCGAUUUUGCGCUGACGCCAGAAAAUCUCGUCUCAAAUCCACCAGAUCGACCGCUCGACGCAGCCCAGGAUAUAUACGGCGAUAAUGAUGGGCAUUCGAAUGUCGCUUAUCACACUCCAGAAGAAGAGAUUGCGAUGGCACCUGCGUGCUGGCUGUGGGACUAUCUGAGACGAUCUUGUCAAGGUGGAUUUUUCUUACCACUGAGCGGUGGCGUUGACUCCGCGUCUUCAGCAUGUAUCGUAUACUCGAUGUGCGAAAUGAUCGUCGAAUCAGUCGGUAGAGGAGACACACAAGUCUUAGCGGAUAUCAGAAAGAUCGUCGGCGACUGUGAAUACGUACCGUUAGACCCAAAGCAAUUGUGCAACACUAUCCUUGUCACGUGCUAUAUGGGAACGGAGAACUCAUCGUCGGAGACUAAGACCCGAGCGGCCGAGUUAGCCAGUCAAAUAGGGUCCUAUCAUCAUGGGAUAGUCAUAGAUACCGCGAUAUCUGCGAUUUUAGGGAUCUUCCAACAGGUCACUAAGCUGACACCGAGGUUCAGAAUACAAGGUGGAUCGCCUAGGGAGAACCUGGCUUUACAAAAUGUACAGGCUCGAUUAAGAAUGGUGAUCGCUUACUUAUUCGCUCAAUUAAUGUUAUGGGUCAGAGGCCGCCCGGGUGGUCUCUUAGUAUUAGGGAGCGGCAAUGUAGACGAGGCGUUACGUGGUUACCUCACUAAGUACGAUUGUAGUAGCGCUGAUAUCAAUCCAAUCGGUGGCAUAGCGAAGAACGAUUUAAAGAAAUUCCUUCUAUAUUUUAGACGCAAACACGGAAUAUUCGCUUUGGAUAAUAUCCUGGAUGCGCCACCCACUGCGGAACUGGAACCGCUGCAAGCGGGUCAGCUUGCACAAUUGGACGAAGUAGAUAUGGGCAUGACCUACAAGGAACUUUCAAUUUUUGGACGAUUAAGGAAACAGAGUAACGCCGGGCCUUUUACAAUGUUCUGCAGACUUGUGCAUAUGUGGGACCAUUGUACCCCGAAAGAAAUUGCCGAUAAGGUGAAACACUUCUACAGAUGUUACGCUAUAAAUCGUCAUAAGAUGACGAUACUGACUCCGGCCUGCCACGCGGAAUCGUACAGUCCAGACGACAAUCGAUUCGAUCACCGUCCCUUCCUCUAUAAUCAUUCGUGGAAGUGGCAAUUUGCGGCGAUCGAUGAACAGGUGAAACGACUCAGCAGUGAAGAGAAGUCAUCCAAACCGCAUAAGGACGCUGCUAUGCGGACUCCCAGAUACAUGACAUUGAGCUCCGUAAUCAGCAAUAAAACGCAUCCUGGAGUAGUAGUUUAGCCGUAGCACUUCUCUUAUUAUAUUGCAUUGCAGCGCUGCAAUAAAUGGA
Messenger RNA from Cyphomyrmex costatus, 2472 nucleotides. It is a transcript of the gene Nadsyn, whose product is annotated as NAD synthetase. The record is from RefSeq and is a predicted model, not a curated record. The transcript has 13 exons. Gene Ontology annotation, cellular component: cytoplasm. Gene Ontology annotation, biological process: NAD+ biosynthetic process. The coding region runs from base 189 to 2423 and encodes 744 amino acids. NCBI's taxonomy places the organism in Eukaryota, Metazoa, Arthropoda, Insecta, Hymenoptera, Formicidae. Gene Ontology annotation, molecular function: ATP binding; glutaminase activity; NAD+ synthase (glutamine-hydrolyzing) activity.